AGCCUGGGGUUCCUCUGUGAUUUUCUCGUUCCUCCUCCUACAACUGAAACCCAGAAAUAAGCUUGAGAUGGAUAAUCGCCAGGGCGGUCCGGACUUUUGGUCGACCAAAAAAAAUAUACGGGAUUUGUACUUUGAGCCAACAACUACCACGGAGAAGUGCUUGUACCUCAAGAUGGAUGACAAGUCUUCGGCUGCUAAUGCAAUGAUGAUACCCCCACGAAUCGAAAUCCAGCCAUCUUCUGCUUUGCCCAAAGCCAAAGAGUGGCUUGAAAGGUGUAUCAACACCCAUUCAAACUGCCCGAAGCCUGGCGGCCUUGUUCCAACAAGACUGCUCUCGCUAUCAACAUCUACAGAAGCACCUGAGCCCCGCCUGCAUCUCCAACUAGCAUCAGAAUCAGCCAAAUCAGUUCCGUAUGCAGCUUUAUCUUACUGCUGGGGUCGCAACCAAAAACUAAAGUUGGAGAUGUCCUCGCUUGAUCGCUUCCGAACUACGGGAAUUGGGAUGGAGGAGCUGCAUCGCACAAUAGCCGAUGCCGUCAUGGCAGUCUUGUCACUUGGUCUUCGCCAUAUGUGGGUGGAUGCUCUCUGCAUUAUUCAGGACUCAGAUGAGGACAAGGCUCGGGAAAUCGGAAACAUGGGCGCGAUCUACGCCGCUGCCACGGUGACACUCGCCGUUUCUGGAGCAGCAUCUGUCGACGAUGGCUUCCUCUGCAAACGCAGUCUUGGGAAUCUUGGGCUUUGGAGUUUUGAGAUUCCAACUCAAACAGCGCGUACGUCUUUGCAAAUUCCGGUAACCGACGCGGGCGCUGGGAAAAGGGAAAAGGGCAAGUUCAGUCAGGAAGCUAAUGUCGAGCCAAAGACAACAACGGCAUUGUUGUUGCAUAAAAGUCCAAACGGCGGACAAAUCCGUUGGAUCGUUCAGAACGCGUCUCCCCUCUACACUAGAGCAUGGACAUAUCAGGAAAGAUUGCUUUCUGCACGUAUUCUGGACGUUGGCGUUAUCCAGACGAGAUGGUGGUGUCCAGAAACUCCAUCUAGCGGACCAAAAGCCCGACAAGAUCAUAACGUGGAUGGAUGGAAGCAUCUAACUGAGGUGCUGGAUAAUGUUGCGGGAAGUCAGAAGUGCUGGGAGGUUCACAAUCAACGUUCAUCUGCCUCAACACACUGCAACACUCCAGCCAGGAGCGAAGGCCCGCGGCAGAUCACCGGCUUGGAUACAACUGAGCAUGUGGAAAUAAUGAAAACGUGGAGCGACACCGUUGAGCAAUACACGGGCCGGAAUAUCAGUUUCCAGGAGGAUCGAUUACCCGCACUUUCCAUGAUCGCCCAAUGUGUUCAAGCCCGAACGGGUUACCAAUACGCUGCCGGAUUGUGGAUGGAGGACAUGCUCGUGGCUCUUCUCUGGAGUAGAUAUGAGUCGAAAUCACGGCGAAAUGCCCGCAAAGACAGCGACAGUGCUAGUGAUAGGGUUGUCUACUGUGGUCCAACUUGGUCAUGGGCAUCAGUGCAUGACAAGGUGUCUUGUUUCCCAUAUGAAGCGACCGUGCGUUGCACGUAUUGCAAGGUCCUGGACUUACACAUCGAGCCGAAGCCCGGAGGUAACGCCUUCGGUGGCUUGAGCUCCGCCGCGCUGGUACUUAGCGGUCUUAUGAAGCCUGCAUUUUGGAGACAGGAUCUGUCUUCUUCGGCAAGUUCAACAGUUGCUAUGCCAGUAUCGUCCGACCCACCAGCUUCGUCAGAGGCAGCUUCUGUCGAACCUCCGAAAGGUGCCUUAUAUACAACUCACAUUACAGGAACAGAGCAGCGGCUUCAAAAAAUCCAUAUGCGGUUCGACACCUGGCGGCCUGAGUUCGAGGUACUGGCCUAUCUGGCCACAAGCGAUAACGUGCGGGCUGAACAGCCGCUGGCUAUUCAGUUGGAUGUCUAUCUUGUUGUUAUUUGCAAGUACGCCUUCUAUGAUGACGAGGACUCGGAUUGCUUCUUCGAAGGCUUGGUUUUACAAAGAAAUAUGUGUGGAGACUACAUUCGGCUUGGUUCAUUUGCGUUCAAUUACAAGCCUCGAGACCUCAAGGGUGACGAUUUGGCAGCCUUCUCGGCUAUUGAGCAAUGGCUUACCAGCGGAGAUGAAGAGACCAUUAGAUUAAUCUAAUCCGUAGGAUGCUCGCAUGGCCUUGACUUUCUCGCUACACUAUUCCCAAAAUGCUCCUUUCCCCCCUCCCUACAC
Molecule: messenger RNA, 2224 nt
Organism: Neurospora crassa OR74A
Lineage: Eukaryota; Fungi; Ascomycota; Sordariomycetes; Sordariales; Sordariaceae
Exons: 1
Coding region: 68-2149 (693 amino acids)
Source: RefSeq, a predicted model, not a curated record